AUGACCAGACCCAAAGUUGAGGAGGAUGCCUCGGCUCUGCGCCUGGAGCUAGCAAUGGUGCGAGCUCAGCUGCGGGAUCAGACAAUUAAGUUGAUGGAAGCAUCUAGACAUUUGAGCGAGGCUGAUAUCGCCUACGAAAGCAACCGAAUAGAAAAGUGUGUCGAUCUCACAGAGGAGACCAAUGGCUCGCAAGAGGCCCAGGAAGGCCCCAGUGAUGUGGAGUCCACUCGAAGGGUCAUUUCCGCGGCUCAGACUGAUCUGAAUGAAUUAGUGAACUUGACAGAGGUAUAA
This is a messenger RNA of Perkinsus marinus ATCC 50983, 291 nucleotides long. RefSeq lists its product as hypothetical. The transcript has a single exon. The record is from RefSeq and is a predicted model, not a curated record. Bases 1 to 291 code for a protein of 96 amino acids. NCBI's taxonomy places the organism in Eukaryota, Perkinsozoa, Perkinsida, Perkinsidae.